AGUUUUACUCAUAUAACCCCAAAGAUUCUCUCUCCAACAAGUCUCUCACAAAUCGUGCAGCUCUCUCAUCUCCACUACUGCGUCCCGCCGGCACCGCUCACGACAAGCACCAUUCUGAGUCCACCUAGACUGCCGCAAACCAUCCACGGUGACGCCGGAUUUCAAUCUUCCUCCGCCUCUUUGUUGUUCAUCUGUUGCAAUGUGCUUAUGUCGUGAUCAUGGUUUUGAAGUUGAAGUUGAAGAAUGAGUUUCUAUAAUCAUGUUAAUUUGUAUUGUGAUUUUUUAUUUUGAAGGUUUAGCAACUUUGCUUUAGUGAAAUGAUAAAAAUAAGCUGAAAAAAAGGAGGAUGUUUAGCAGUAGAGCAAGGUGGUUGCGCUUCGUUGUGCAAUUCAAGCUUUUUCCAACAACAUCAGUAUGCAAUAAUUCUGCCCAGAGAAGUUCCUUUUGUACAUCGGCAAAGAACAGUAACAACAACAGCAAGGAGAUCAUUACUGAUGAAAGGUAUCGGCAGCUUGAAAAUCUCGACAUGAUGACUGCCAUCAAGAUUCUUUUCACUGAUCCCCCAAAGAAGAAAAAGUUUGGGUUUGAUUUCCAUCUUGUGCAAUUUUUCUUUGCCUGCAUGCCUUCCUUGGCUGUAUAUUUGGUGGCGCAGUAUGCUCGUUAUGAAAUAAGAACAAUGGAAGUGGAAGUGGAGCAGAAAAGGAAGAAGAAGGAAGAAGAAGAAGCAAAGGAAAGAGAAAAAGAAUUGGAACUAAAUCCUCCUGAGGAAAAGGAAGCAAAUCCGCAGCUGUCAGAGGUGAAUGAAAGACUUGACAAACUUGAAGAAACUGUAAAGGAGAUUGCUGUUGUAACCAAGAAGCAAUCAAGCAGUAACAUAGUCACAAAUCAGGUAACUGGUGAUGAGAAAGAACCCCUAAAUAAUUCUGCACCAAGGAACACUAGUGAAGGCAAGGAUAAUUCGAAAUCAGAAUCAGGUGAAGAAAGUAAGGGUUCAGUAGCAACUUCAAAUUCUUCUCUUCAGAAUCCAACAGGCCAGAAUCAAAGCGGAAGAGCUUCUUAAGGUGGUUAGAUCUUAAAAACAUUUUUGGAGGAAAUAAGUACAUAAUUUAUCAAAAGCUGUACUGCAGGGCUCCUACUGAGCACUUGAAACUUGUUAAUUUUGAGCUCAUAUUGGAUUUGAUCUUAA
Messenger RNA from Vicia villosa (hairy vetch), 1186 nucleotides. RefSeq lists its product as uncharacterized. Lineage: Eukaryota; Viridiplantae; Streptophyta; Magnoliopsida; Fabales; Fabaceae. The record is from RefSeq and is a predicted model, not a curated record. The transcript is spliced from 6 exons. The coding region runs from base 347 to 1060 and encodes 237 amino acids.